GAAUGCAGCUGUAACACGCUGCACUUCCCUGUUCCUGCUCCUCCCAGCUCAAAGAUGGCAGCCAUGGGACAGAGACGAGAGACGACACGAAUUUAGGAGUUUUGUCAUGAAACCUUAGCGGGGUGUAGCUGUUACAUGCAUGGUUUUAACAUGACAGUGAUAUCAUUUGUCACUGCCAAUGUGUCGUUUUACGAAGACAAUUAAAGGUUUCAGAAAUAUCAUGUUUUCCUGUGGGCUAAGCUAGCAAGCAACGGUUAGCAAAUAAAUGAACUUGCCUCUCCUGCAAUACAAGAAGAAAGCAGCCGCUCUCCAUACGGUGUAUUGACAUAUUGCGAGCUCAGUUUCAUCAUGGCCAUCACUCAGUUCCGUCUCUUCAAGAUCUGCACAUGUCUAGCCAGCUUAUUUUCUUUCUUUAAAAGGUUGAUAUGCAGGAGUGGAAGGGGCCGCAAGCUCAGUGGUGAUCAAAUAACUCUCCCGACAACAGUGGAUUUUUCAUUAUCGGUACCAAAACAGCCCGAGAUCGAAGAAUGGAGUUCUUGGGAUGAAGAUGGUCCUACAAGCAUUAAGAUUGAAGGUGGCAACGGAAAUGUUUCCCCAACACCCAACGACAUGGACGAAGAGCCCGACUACUUCAAAGACAUGACUCCCACCAUCAGGAAAACACAGAAGAUAGUGCUGAAGAAAAGGGAGCCUUUGAACUACCUGGUGCCUGAUGGCUCAGCAGGUUUCUCCAGCAGACUGGCAGCCUCUCAGGAUAUGAUGACCUUCAAUCCACCCUCAGCUGAACUGGGAGAAAUGGACAACUGGCAGGAGAACUCGAAUGCCUGGGAGGACGAGUCUAAUGCUGCCUGGGAGGCAGAGGAGGUGUUCAGACAACAGAAGAUGGCUGAGAGAGAAAAGCGGUCCAUGGAGCAGCAAAGGAAGAAGAUGGAGAAAGAUGUUCAGAGGAUGAUGAAGAAGGAGCAGAAGAUUGCCGUCAAGCUCUCGUAACAUUUUAGAAAUGCUCAAUUUUGAGCCAUAAGGGAUGGGAGGGGGAAAAGACACUGAAUCAAUCGUCACUCUGUCUUUAAAGUCAUCAUGCCGAGCAGGAUUACCACUCUACUCUACUUAUCUGUUAGCAAACUGUCCUCCACCCUGUUUCCACCAGCAGCCAUUUUAGUCUGUUUUCCAGUUGCAGCAGUGUAAAAUGCAUCAUUCUUGAGGGCAGAUAACGCACCCGGUGUACUCCCUCUUCAUGUGGCAAGGUCAUUUUGGUCUUCAAGGGAGAGCUGUAUUUAUACAAUCCAGUUCAUCUUAGGUUAAAGGUUGAACGCAGCAUUAGAGGGUACCUCUUAGAUUCUGAUUAAAUUUCGGGUAGCGUAGAAAAGUUUUAAAUUCUGUUUUUUCUCCAGGAACAUUUGUAAAUAAACGGGUACCUGUACUACCUUUUGAAACUCAAAUAGGGAGUACAAUUCCCUUUCUUUGUCUUAUUUAUAACCUGAAAGGACAAAAGAGAGUAAUUAAUUUAAAGCAUCACUGUAUACCAGUGACAUCCCUUGGUUUGCUUUAUUAUGUUUUUAUAUUUAUGUCUUUCAUUGUCUGAAAACUGAUUUUGUUUUUUGUUUCCUAAUGAAUGUUGCUUAACAUUUCAAACGAUCUCCCGGAUCUGUGCAGCCCUGAGUAUCUGGACAUCUGCAUUAAAAUGAAGGCUGAUGAUUAUGAGUAAGGAUAAAUGACCACAGUCUAGAAUCUAGCCCAACUAUAAAUGUUAGCUGUGGGUUCCUAUGGUAAUCUCAUGGCUACUAAUCUGCCAUAUUUUCCCCUUGUUAGUCAGCUUUUGAUAUAGAAGGAAAAUAUCCAGAGAUCACUGCAUUGUUUUGUUUAGGGGGUUGGAUUGUUACUUUGCUCUAAAAAAAAGUUGAUCCGCUCACUGCACAGACGCUGUCUUUCUAAAACAUGGAUCACCAUCACAGUGUAAUGUCAGACUGGUUACCUUGGCCCGAUGAGAAGAUUCAAAAAUAAAUUCU
This is a messenger RNA of Cottoperca gobio, 2006 nucleotides long. RefSeq names its product estrogen receptor binding site associated antigen 9 (gene ebag9). Gene Ontology annotation, cellular component: secretory granule. The transcript is spliced from 7 exons. Lineage: Eukaryota; Metazoa; Chordata; Actinopteri; Perciformes; Bovichtidae. Bases 349 to 990 code for a protein of 213 amino acids. The record is from RefSeq and is a predicted model, not a curated record.